AAUUCAAACCGUGCACACUGUUUGAUAGAUUGUGCAACUACAGCCUCAAAUAUUGAAAUUUAUUUUUUCUCAUCACAUUGUUAAUAAAGGCAAAACAAUGAGUGACGAUUAUCUGAAUAAGCCUAUGUCAUUAGAUGGAACCUUCAGCGCACCAGCACCUCCAAGAGGAGCACCCGCACUUUCAUCUCCUUAUCUCAAUUAUGACCCCAGAUAUUUUCAAAAGGCUCAACCUGAAUUUAUAUUUCCUGAGGGUGCAUCAAAACAAAGAGGAAGAUUUGAAUUAGCUUUUUCGCAAAUUGGUUCUUCGGUUAUGAUUGGAGCAGGUAUUGGAGGUAUGGCCGGUUUUUAUAAUGGUGUAAAGGCAACAAAUCUAGCGAAACAGAGUGGAAAGCUUAGAAGAACACAACUCUUAAAUCAUGUAAUGAAGCAAGGAUCUGCAACUGCAAAUACCUUAGGAACUAUCGCAGUACUUUAUUCAGCCUUUGGUGUAUUACUUUCGUGGGGAAGAGGUGAAGACGAUGAAAUUAAUACCAUUGCUGCUGGAGGUGCCACAGGACUUUUGUAUAAAUCAACAGCUGGCUUAAAAAAAUGUUUUAUUGGUGGUGGAGUUGGACUGGCACUAAGCUCCUUGUGGGUUCUUUAUAACGUUGCUGGAUCAAAAAAAAUUAAUGAAUUUAGACAGUACGUAUAAACAAAUUAAAGAAAAAGAAAAUUAAUGUUUCCAUAAGUAGCUGUAGACAUAAAAUAAAGGCAUAAAAUAUACAUUUAAAUUAAUCAUUGCAUUUUUGAA
This is a messenger RNA of Clunio marinus, 790 nucleotides long. Lineage: Eukaryota; Metazoa; Arthropoda; Insecta; Diptera; Chironomidae. The record is from the annotation of a GenBank genome assembly.